Molecule: messenger RNA, 1081 nt
Organism: Aphanomyces astaci
Lineage: Eukaryota; Oomycota; Saprolegniomycetes; Saprolegniales; Verrucalvaceae
Exons: 4
Coding region: 93-968 (291 amino acids)
Source: RefSeq, a predicted model, not a curated record
GCGAGGACGGCGGCACGUGAUUGGUUCGCGAACCGACGCACUGUUAUAUUCAACCACGAUGCGCCUCGUCAUCGUUGCUACAACGUCCAAAAAUGUUCUCGCCCGCCAAAGCUGAGAGCUUGCUCUUCCAGACCACCUCUGGGCGAAAGCCACUCCACCACCAUGACACAGUUGCGUUUCGUCUGCCGCGGCUGACUUGUGGCGACCUCACCAACCUGUUUUGUAUGCUCGUGGCACUGGCUGGACUCGUCAUACUCGGUUGCAGCGGGGACUACACCCUCGUCGGCAAAACACUAGCGCUAGUAGGCGGCUGUGGACUUGGAGCUGGCAUGAUGAACGCGCUGUUUGUGCAUUUACUCUUUCGACGCGUGCGCGGGUGCGUCGGUGCUGGUGUGUUCCAUCGACAGGCGAAAGAGAUUGCCAUUCAGCUGCAGCGCCUCAUGGUCCACACGUUCUUCUCCCCGACGACGUUGGCAGGGUACGCAAAGUCGUUUGACUCGAGGCAAGGCGCCGUCACCGCCACCGUCCGGUCACGUCUGGACCAACCCGAUUCCCACAUUGCACUUGUGAAUGCGUUUACCAGUGUCGCAUCCACGCCCAGCGGUGCAGUGUUGAAUUCGUUUGCGGGCAUGUUUGGUGGGAUCGAACCCAUGGUACCGAAGAUCAGACCGUUGGUAAUCGCCCUCGCGGCUGAGUGGGAUCAACAGCACCCAUCGUUACUGUCGCGAAUCCAAGCUGUGACGGGGGCGUCGUCGGAAGAUGUAGUCCUGCAGCGCCUUUCGCAAGAGAUCGGCAACUUCCUCCAUACACGGGCAAUGAGACUCGAGCCGGCGGAAGUGGCAGCAAUGCUGCAAACCCUCGUCGCGCCGCAUUUAACGUGGAUCGUCGUGUGGGGCAAUGUGUUUGGGCUGGUUCUGGGUGGCAUCGUGGCCCUCUGCACCCUUAUUAUGUCGCCUUCGCCCCCCUAAACGACUGACUGCACGUGGGCCUCCAACACCUUGGGCUGCUUCUGUACCCUUAUAUUUACGCCGUUGUUUGACGAUAGGAUAACAUGCGCAAGAGAUGUCACUGUACAAGUCAA